Cyprinodon tularosa is the source of this 5077-nucleotide messenger RNA. It is a transcript of the gene hoxa3a, whose product is annotated as homeobox A3a. The transcript has 3 exons. Gene Ontology annotation, biological process: regulation of transcription by RNA polymerase II. Gene Ontology annotation, cellular component: nucleus. The coding region runs from base 1473 to 2750 and encodes 425 amino acids. NCBI's taxonomy places the organism in Eukaryota, Metazoa, Chordata, Actinopteri, Cyprinodontiformes, Cyprinodontidae. The record is from RefSeq and is a predicted model, not a curated record. Gene Ontology annotation, molecular function: DNA-binding transcription factor activity, RNA polymerase II-specific; RNA polymerase II cis-regulatory region sequence-specific DNA binding.
CCAGGCUAAAUGUAAAAAAAAAAAGACAAAAUCAGCGUUUUAGCACAGGACAAAGAAGUAAAUAAUUAUACAAAGUAGUAGCAGUUGCUUUGUGAAAGAAAAAAGCCACGUUAGCUAAAAAAAAAUCCUCAUGUGUGAAUUUUUUCUCCCACUCAAGACUCCCACGCCGUCCGUGAGUGCGCUCUCUACCUUUUUCUCGUUGUGUCAGAAGUGUUUCUGUCCCACAGCCUGAAACCAGCAGAGAGGCUUUAGCUGCUGGCCGUGUUUACAGCUGAGAGGAGAGUCAUAAAUCUAAUUCUAUCAAGUCUUUCAUUCUGGCUGCAAACAUUACCAUGCAGAAGGAAUUCCCCGUCUCCCUUCUUCUGUCCUCCACGCUGCGUGUCCUCCCGCUUUGGCCUUUUGGGUGAUGAAACCUCUACCCAUUUCUCAUCCCCAUGCUCCUGCUGCUGUGGGGGGUUCCCUUCUAAUAUUUAUCAGCUUUGAUCAGAAUGUGCACAGUACUGCACUCUUACUUCCUAGGAAAAGGGCUCAUUGUGAAAAUGGAAAGGACCUUUGCGGCUGAGCGCUAAAACAGCGCAUUUUGUGCAAAAACGCAGGUUAAUGAUUAAGCCGCCCGCAGAAGCUCUUUAUCUCCCAUGGAUAUGGAAAUGCAGCACUCUCAGUCUCUAUUUAUUCCUUUGUUAGCCCAAAAAUCUGCUUAGGUCCAUAGCUUCUCUCUUGGAUGCGGGGUAAAUUAUAAGAAAAUUAUUUUAAACAUCUUUUGGGAUGGUGUAUUGUAAACCAGGCAUUAUUAAGGUUAUUAUUUUCUAGAAGGACUACCUCAUUUGGGUUGUUGGGGGAGGAGGAGGAGAGGCAACUACUUGAUUUGGACAGGCUUUCCAAGGCGCUUGCUUCAUUUGCAUAAUUUUUCUUGUCUACGGUGACGCUCUGAUUCGGGGCAGUUCACUGGUGUCUGCAUGGUAACUGCUGAAGGAUCUCAUAGUCAAGCAUAGCCUUAGCUGACGUUAAUAUUGCCAUGAAGCCCUGUCCAUUACCCUGCAAGCAUGGGAGCAGAUAACUCUUCUUAUCGCGCUGACCCGACUGCUCACGCCUGCUUUCGCAAUCUCGGCGAGUAAGAAGAGAAAAAGGAAAAAGGGGGUCUUCUCUUGGCUCUUCCCUUUUUUUUCCCUGCGUGUUGUGCCUGCUAAUGCCUGUUUGCAUGGCAGGGCGCAGUCAGCCGCUGCUCCUUCAACCCAGUCAGCCCGGCUGCCUUUAAAACUUUUUUUCUUCUUCCUCUGGAUUACUGCCUUUGAUCGAUUUCGUCGCUGAAUGAGAAAAUAUUGCCCGGCGCUCUGCAUUCAUCGUAAGAGGAUAAGGUUCACCCAAGGAGGCCAUUGGCGGAGAGGCGUCACGUGACCACGGGGUGCCAAUGUUAUUCUACGAGGGUGUCAAGACCCUGUCAGUUUCUGAAAUAAAUAUUGGGAAACGGCGAGAUGCAAAAGGCGACCUACUACGACAGCUCCGCAAUUUACAGUGGCUACCCGUAUCAAAGCGCAAAUGGCUUCGGUUAUGAUGCCAAUCAGGUCCAAUAUCCCAGGGCUUCUCAUGUGGAAAGCGAGUACCAUCGACCCGCCUGCUCCCUGCAGUCUCCCGGUGGCGGCUCAGUGGCUCUGCAGAAGCCGGGGGAGAUGGUGGCGGAGGGCUGCGACAGGGCCAUUCAGGCAGCGCAGGCCAAGGUUCUCCCCGAAAGCAAUCAUCAAGCGCCGGUGUCAGGCCCACCCCCUCCCCCCUCACAGUCCCCAAGUGGAGUCAGCCAAGAUUCAAGCAACGGGUCCGUCAAGCCCAGUGCAGCCAAGAACGGCUCCCCGACUUCUACUACUCGCAACAAGCAGAUCUUCCCUUGGAUGAAGGAGUCCCGUCAGAACACCAAACAGAAACCUGCCAGCAGCUCCAGUUCAGUGGAGAGUUGCCCCGGAGACAAGAGUCCUCCGGGGUCAGCAGCAUCAAAGAGGGCCCGGACAGCUUACACCAGUGCGCAGCUCGUGGAGCUGGAGAAGGAGUUCCACUUCAACCGGUACCUGUGCAGGCCCAGGAGGGUGGAGAUGGCCAACCUGCUCAACCUCACGGAAAGACAGAUUAAAAUCUGGUUCCAGAACCGACGGAUGAAGUACAAAAAGGAUCAAAAGGGCGUCGGGAUGAUGCCGUCUCCCGGUGGACAGUCUCCGCGCAGCCCAGUCGGUCCUCCAUCCGGUGGGGGUGGUGGUGGAGGGAGCGGAUAUCUCAACUCUAUGCAUUCUCUCGUUAACAGUGUACAAUACGAGUCCCAGUCUCCAACCUCUUACAAUAAAACUCAUCAAAAUGCCUAUGGUAUGGCUACGUCAUAUCCCCCACCUCUGAGCAACUCUCUCAACAGCUGCCCACCCCCCCAGAAGAGGUACCCUGGGACGGACUCGGCCACGCCCGAGUAUGAAGCGCACCACCCACUGCACGGAAACGGCAACUACGGCGCGCACAUGCAGGGCAGCCCCGUCUAUGUCGGCGGAGGCUACAUCGACUCUGUGCCCAGCUCUGGGGCCUCGGUUUUCGGCCUCACCCACCUCCCUCACCCUCCACCUCCGUCUGGGAGCAUGGAGUACAACGGUGCGAUCACAAUGGGCAACAACGGCGGUCAGCAUCACGGAGUAUGCGAUCCGACGCCGACAUAUACAGACUUAACGCCGCACUAUUCUCAGGGAAGAAUCCAGGAAGCGCCCAAACUGACGCAUCUGUAGCAUGCGGCGCAAGCCUGGAUCACUCCGCCCCAUUGUCUCAUCCACCUCCAGACAUAUGCCCCCCCCCCCCCCCCCCCCCCCCCCUCCCUGCUUUGUUUCUGAGCCUCCUCACGGCUCCCACCUUCUCCUUUUGCCUUUUAUUUUGUUUGUUUGUGUUCUCUAUAGUUUGAUGUGUGAAGUAGCGUAGGAUAAAUAACCACGACUUGCUUGAAUUUUCCUCUAUUUUCUUGUGUCAUUGUCUCACAAAGACCUUUAUGUAAUAUAGAGUGUCUAUAGCGCCGAACGAAGGGAGACAAGCAGGGCAACAGCAUAUGCAUAGGCUUAUUUAAUCUUUUCCUUUUGGAAACGUAUUUUAUUUUUUUCAAAAUCUCAAACAGGGUAUUAUGAACACAUGUUAUUCAUUUUCAAUGUGAAGCUGUCUGUCCUUAUUUAUCCGCAAUUGAAGAAGUAUGGUUAGCUAUUUUUGCACUUGUGUACAAAAAGAACCUUAAGAGCCAGGAGCUGGUAAUGUGAGGAGAUUACAUUUUAGAAAGAAAAAAAAAAACAGAGGGUCAUGGGCUUGCACAGCCCCCCUUUUUCCUUCUGUUUUGUUCCAUUGGACUUCUUAAAUGUUAUUUAUUUAGACUCCAAUAGUAUUAUUUGACACCCUCCCAUCUUUGUCUUCAUGGGGGAGAAGGUUGGAGAAAAAUUAGCGCCAUGUUCGCCCUAUAAUUUCUGCCAUGUCACUAGAUUGCAGGCUAAAUGUUUCAAUUUUUUUUCUAAGUAUUAUUAUGAUAAUUUGAGGAGGUGUUUUUUUUCUUUGUAAGAGAAUGAAAAAAAAGAAGUCAAUCAGUCACGGAAAAAGGGUGGAAAGAAGGACACACGUUUUUAAUUUCUUUAUUGAAUAAAAGGCAAAAACAAAUCAUAUUUUUUUUCUUCUUCUAGAUGUCAAACAUUCCAUGCUGCUCCAGUUCGAAGAAAUGAAUAAAAUAAUUGCAGUAAAAAUCAGAUCUAUCAGUUUUAAUUUUAAAAGCCACAGACAUAGUUAUACAUUUACGAUACAUUGUACCGUUAUUUCUAACUUAACCAAAACAAAAAUAAUAAAAAGGAGGCAUCAACUUAUAAAACAAAAUGAAAAAUAGCAUCUUACUGAUGGAUUUUUUUUAAAUGCAAAAAAAUAAAUAUAAACACUGCAUGCUAUCAAUUGAUUUAACAAUAAAACACGUUAAAAUAGUGAAACGGUUUUAUUCAAUAAACAAGAACAACUUACAGCUAAAAUACCAAACAUUUGAUCUAUUUACUCUCAUUCUCGGGGGUGGGCUCCCUCUUUUUUUUUCCCUCAGCGCGUCUCUCUCAUCUGCGUGGGCACAUCCAUAAUAAUAAAAAUGUCAACCGGGUCUUCGUGGAGGGUUCUGCAAGGAGACAACAAGCCAAAUGAGAAAUCAUUUAGAAAUAAUCCGCCUAUGUGUAUAGUCAGUCAAACGCCGUGCAGAAAAGACGCGGUUUAAAAUGCAAUAAUGGGCAUUAUUUGUUCAAUCAUUCCCUGAAAGGUGUAGAUUUUGCUCCAUGAUAUCGACCAAAGCCGGCAGCAGAGGAACACAGACGGCCUAUAGCAUUUUCUUUCUUUUUUAUUUUUAUUUCCAAUGCAAAAAUAAAUUAGUAAUGCUUUGCUUUUUGAAAGCUGCAACCUAUCGUUUAUUUUUUUAGCUAAUAAAAAAAGCAAUCGGAAAUUCCCAGUGUUGAAUUUCAAGUGGAACAGGCCAUCCAAUAAAUCCGUGCGUAAAGAUAUUUCUCCAAAACAAGCCUCUGAUAGAUUUUGUUUAAUUAUGUUUUACAACUAACUUAUUUAUUCUCCCGUUUUCUUUCUGCUCCCAUUUUGAGCUACACAUGAUUGAUAUCAGAGGGCACGAACAUUACCAGCGAUGACAUAUGGUUAGCAGGGAAACCUAGAACAAUUGAAGCAUGGUGUGGCAUGGGGGGAAAAAAAGGCCAACGUUUUGAGUAUUUCUAUCAGACACAGAAACACACAUGCACACGCGUACUCAGCAGGACACCGAUUUGACCCACAUGCGCCAUACAGGUAGAAAACAAAUACAUUGCUUUUAAACUCAAAAUUGAAUGUAUGGAGUGUUUCUCUUAGCAUUCGUGGGAAACUACUCCCUAAACCACUGCUGCUGUAAAGAUAAGUGCAGAGGACGCAUUGGGCUCCCCUAAAUGCCGCCACCCACUCCCUGUCUUGGAAACAAAGCCUGUGCGUAAUUCCAAAAUAGCCAUCCGUCUCUUCUCUUAGCAACUCCCUACUUGUCCACUUGCAAAAAUUGGAGCAUAAAAAACAACAACAAAUACAU